Molecule: messenger RNA, 2274 nt
Organism: Aspergillus nidulans FGSC A4
Lineage: Eukaryota; Fungi; Ascomycota; Eurotiomycetes; Eurotiales; Aspergillaceae
Product: glycoside hydrolase family 95 protein
Exons: 1
Coding region: 1-2274 (757 amino acids)
Biological process (GO): carbohydrate metabolic process
Molecular function (GO): alpha-L-fucosidase activity
Source: RefSeq, a predicted model, not a curated record
AUGUCCGAGCUCUGGUACCAAAGGCCCGCUGCUGGAUGGGACGAAGCCCUGCCGGUGGGAAAUGGGCGUCUCGGGGCGAUGGUCUAUGGUAGGACAGAUACAGAACUGCUCCAGCUCAACGAGGACUCGGUGUGGUACGGCGGUCCGCAGAACCGUCUUCCAGAGGAUGCCCUAAAGUGCCUACCACGUCUUAGGGAGUUGAUUCGAGAAGGCGCUCACAAGGAGGCAGAACGGUUGGCUCGUCGCGCGUUCUUCGCUUCCCCAAAUAGCCAGCGACACUAUGAACCUCUUGGAACGCUGUUUUUGGAGUUUGGACACCCAUGUGAAGAGGUCACGGGCUACCGGCGGUCCUUGGACUUGAAUGAGGGCAUUACUCACGUGCAUUAUGAGCACAACGGUGUUCAGUAUCAUCGGCAGGUGAUCGCUAGCUACCCGGAUAAUGUACUUGCUAUGCGGGUACAAGCAUCGCGAUGCAGUGAGUUCUUGGUCCGACUCAGUCGACUUAGUGAGUUGGAGUACGAAACAAAUGAGUUUCUGGACGAUCUCGUGGUCGAUGGGCAAUCGAUCAAGAUGCAUGUCACUCCUGGUGGCAAGGACAGCAACCGGGCAUGCUGCAUGGUAGCAAUCCGCUGUGGGAGUGACGACCAGGAACCGAUCAAAGUGGACUGUGUGGGAAAGAACCUCAUCAUCAACGCGCGGGACGCUCUGAUUGUCAUAGUAGCUCAGUCAACAUACCGCUGCGAUGACGCUGACCUCGACCGCGCCACGGUUGCCGACCUAGAAGCGGUCCUGGCCAGCUCGGUGGAAGACAUAUGGGCUCGACAUAUUACGGACUAUCAAUCCUUGUAUGGCCGGUUGGAGCUGAACCUGGGACCAGAUGCAACAGAUAUACCGACGGACCAGCGUAUCUUGCAUGUGCGAGGCCCAGAACUUGUGGCCAUAUAUCUUCGCUACAGUCGCUACUUACUGAUAUCGUGCAGUCGUCCUGGCAGGAAAGGUAGUUCUGAUCGCGUGUUGCCUGCGACUUUGCAGGGCAUAUGGAAUGCAUCGUUUCAUCCUCCGUGGGGAUGCCGCUAUACGAUCAACAUAAACCUGCAGAUGAACUAUUGGCCUGCCAAUGUGGGCAAUUUAUUGGAAUGUGAAGAGCCCCUGUUCGCACUGCUCGAGCGCCUUGCCGUCACUGGUACUGAGACUGCACGCAAGAUGUACGGCUGUCGUGGGUGGACAGUGCACCAUAAUACGGACUUGUGGGCGGACACUGCGCCUGUUGAUCGCUGGAUGCCAGCUACUUUGUGGCCACUCGGGGGUGCCUGGCUGUGUACUCAUGUCUGGGAGCGGUUUCUCUUUAACGGCAACAAGGCAUUCCUGAAACGCAUGUUUCCAGUGCUCCGUGGUUGUGUUGAGUUCCUACAAGAUUUCCUCGUUGAUGAUGUCUCAGGCCAGUAUAAAGUAACCAACCCGUCGUUGUCCCCUGAGAAUACGUUCCGUGAUGAGAAGGGCCAAGAGGGCGUACUCUGUGAAGGAUCGACAAUUGACAUCCAGCUAGUCCGUGCAGUGCUAAAAGCCUUCGUCGAAUCAUUGGAGGUGCUUGGUUAUUCACAGGAUGAGCUCCUACCUAGUGUACAUGACACACUACGCCGUCUACCCCCCGCGCGUAUCGGCUCGAAAGGGCAGCUCCAAGAAUGGAUGUUCGAUUAUGACGAGAAUGAGCCUGGCCAUCGGCACGUUUCGCAUCUCUGGGCUCUUUAUCCAGGCAACGACAUCAACCUGGAAACGACUCCUGAGCUCGCCAAAGCUUGUGCUGUCACUCUACAACGGCGACAAGCAGCGGGGGGCGGUCAUACGGGUUGGAGUAGAGCGUGGCUUCUCAAUCUGCAUGCGCGCCUUAGGGACGCAGAUGAAUGUGCAGAGCAUCUAGAGCGACUGUUGGCGCAAUCAACCCUUCCUAACCUUCUGGAUACACAUCCGCCGUUCCAGAUCGAUGGUAACUUUGGCGGUGGUGCCGGGAUUCUGGAAAUGUUGGUGCAGUCGCACGAAGACGGCAUCAUACGGCUACUCCCUGCAUGUCCACUAGCAUGGCGGAGCGGACGGCUUCGUGGUGUUCGCGCCCGUGGCGGUUUCGAGCUGGAAUUUGAAUGGAAAGACGGAGUGAUUCGAGGGCCAGUAAUUGUGAAGUCAGAAUUGGGCCUUAGGGCUGUAGUCUAUUAUCCAAACAAUGGUCCGCGUAAGGUCUUGGAGGGUUCGGGGAUUAUUGUCUUAAACGGAGACAACUGA